CAAGAAAUAAGAGAUUUAAGAAGAUUACAAGGAGAUGGAAAGCAAGAACCUGCAUUUGGGGACAAACUAGAUCAUCCUCUGAACCUGUAGGGCCUGGAGACUCUCAAAGCAUGGCCAGACAAUCCAUCUUAUAUUUCAUCCUGUUGAGUGCUCUGAUUGACAAGAGCCAAGCCUGUUUCUGUGAUCAUUACCCAUGGACUUCGUGGUCCAGCUGCUCAAAAACCUGCAAUUCUGGAACCCAGAGCAGAAGGAGACAAAUAAUAAAGGAUGCGUACUAUCUGGGGAACUCCUGUGAGCAGCUUUGCAUCAAGCAGGAGACCAGAGACUGUAACCAGCAAACUUGUCCUAUCAACUGCCUUCUGGGAGAUUAUGGACCAUGGUCAGACUGUGACCCUUGUGUUGAAAAACAGUUUAAGGUUAGAAACAUUUUGCGCCCCAGUCAGUUUGGAGGACAACCAUGUACUGAGCCCCUGGUGACUUUUCAACCAUGCAUUCCCUCUAAACUCUGCAACAUCGAAGAGGUUGACUGCAAGAAUAAAUUUCGCUGUGACAGUGGCCGCUGCAUUGCCAGCAAGUUAGAAUGCAAUGGAGAAAAUGACUGUGGAGACAAUUCAGAUGAAAGAAAUUGUGGGAGAACAAAACAAGUAUGCUCUCGGAAGUUUGAUCCAAUCCCUAAUGCCCAGAUGAUGGGCACUGGGUAUCAUUUGCUGGCAGGAGAGACCAGAGGAGACGUCCUUGAUAACUCUUUCACUGGAGGAAUAUGUAAAACUGUCAAAAGCAUUAAAGCAAGUAAUCCAUACCGUGUUUCGGCCAAUCUGGAAAAUGUCAACUUUGAGGUAGAAACUAAAGAAGACGAUUUGGAAACAGAUUUCUAUAAGGAUUUAAUUCCUCUUGAAAAGAAUAAAAAUGAGCAAAUUUCAGAUAUCAGCAAAAACGACAACAAUUUUAAUGUGCCAAUUUUUUACUCCUCAUCGAAAAGUCAAACCUCCAACCAUAAUUCUGCCUUCAAACAAGCCAUUCAAGCCUCCCAUAAAAAGGAUUCUAGUUUUAUUAGGAUCCAUAAAGUGAUAAAAGUCUUAAACUUCACAAUGAAAAGUAAAGAUCUGCAGCUUUCUGAUGUCUUUUUGAAAUCACUUAACCAUCUGCCUCUAGAAUACAACUAUGCUCUGUAUAGCCGGAUAUUUGAUGAUUUCGGGACUCACUAUUUCACCUCUGGCUCCCUGGGAGGCGUGUAUGACCUCCUCUACCAGUUUAGCAGUGAGGAGCUAAAGAACUCAGGUUUAACAGAGGAAGAAAUUAAAAAUUGUGUCAAGAUUGUAACAAAGAAACGCUUUCUUUUCUUUAAAAAAACAUCAGUGGAAGAACGGUGCACCACUAGCAAGAUGUCAGAGAAAUACGAAGGUUCAAUUAUGCAGGGAACAGAGAAGUCCAUCUCCUUUGUGCAAGGUGGGAGGAGUGAGUACGCAGCUGCUUUGGCAUGGGAGAAAGGGACCUCUGGUCCAGAAGAGAAGGUCUUUUCUGACUGGGUAGAAUCACUGAAGGAUAAUCCUGCUGUGAUUGACUUUGAGCUUGCUCCCAUUACGGACUUGGUAAGGAACAUCCCCUGUGCGGUGACAAGACGGAACAACCUCAGGAAAGCUUUUCGGGAAUACGCAGCCAAGUUUGACCCUUGCCAGUGCGCUCCGUGCCCUAAUAACGGCCGCCCCACACUCUCAGGGACCCAAUGUCUGUGUGUGUGCCAGAGCGGCACCUACGGGGAGAACUGUGAGAGACGCUCGCCGGAUUACAAAUCGAAGGCAGUAGAUGGGAACUGGGGCUGCUGGUCAUCCUGGAGCACGUGUGAUGUGACUUAUAAGAGAUCAAGAACCCGAGAAUGCAACAACCCUGCCCAGCAAUUAGGAGGGAAACCCUGUGAGGGGGAGAACCGGCAAGAGGAGCACUGCACAUUUUCAAUAAUGGAGAACAAUGGACAACCAUGUAUCAAUGAUGACGAAGUAAUACAAGAAAUAGACCUUCCUGACGUAGAACCAGAUUCAGGGUGUCCUCAGCCAGUUCCUCCAGAAAAUGGAUUUAUCCGAAAUAAAAAGAAAGUGUACUCAGUUGGGGAAGAUGCUGAAAUUUCAUGCUAUACUGGAUUCAAAAUUGUUGGAUACCAGUACUUCAGAUGCUUGCCAGACAGGACCUGGAGGCAAUUAGAUGUGGAAUGCCAACGAACACAGUGCCUCAAGCCAGUUGUGCAGGAAGUCCUGACACUUUCACCAUUUAAGAUGUCAUAUGAAAUUGGUGAAUCCGUUGAACUAACGUGUCCCAAAGACUUUGUCGUAGCCGGGCCAUCAAGGUACACAUGCACUGGGGAUUCCUGGACACCGCCUAUUUCAAACUCACUCACCUGUGAAAAUGAUGUUCUGAAAAGAUUAAAGGGCGAUUGUCAAUCAGGACAAAAACGAGUAGGAUCUGAAUGUAUUUGCAUGUCUCCAGAAGAAGACUGUAGCUAUUAUUCAGAAGAUCUCUGUGUGUUUGAUUCAGACUCCAGCCAUUAUUUUACUUCACCUGCUUGUAAAUUUUGGGCCAAGAAAUGUUUAAAUAAUCAGCAACUCCAUUUUCUACAUAUUGGUUCCUGCCAAGAUGGUCCACAGUUAGAAUGGGGUCUUGAAAGAACAAGACUUUCAUCCAAUAGCACAAAGAAAGAAUCUUGUGGCUAUGAUACCUGCUAUGACUGGGAAAAAUGUUCAGCCUCCACUUCCAAAUGUGUCUGCCUAUUGCCCUCCCAGUGCAUCAAGGGUGGAAACCAGCUCUACUGCGUCAGAAUGGGAUCAUCAAUGAAUAAGAAGACAGUGAACAUCUGUGAAGUAGGAACUGUCAGAUGUGCCAACAGGAAAGUGGAAAUACUGCAUCCUGGCAGGUGUUUGGCCUAACGCAAUUACUGAAGCUCACAUUCACGUGGAGGAAGACAUACAAAAGAAAACAAAAGCAGCACAUAAAAUAUGUAAUAUGUUAGAUGGUGACAAUUGCUAUGGAGAGAAUAAUGCAGGGAAGGGUGAGUCUCACAUUUAAGCCUCAUCAGAUGCAGGGAAAUAUUCCAGAGUAAGAAGCGUCCCAGGAAGGAUGAUUGGACUCAAAUGUAAAUUGCCUGUUUAAAGUAGUUAAUACACUUCUAAAAUUCCAGUCUUUUGGGAAAAAGAAAAGAGAUUCUCUUUGACUCUGCAUUAAAGUGCAUUAGAAAGUUUUUAAGCUGAAGUGUGUGAUGGAUGGAAAAUCAUCAGAGAAUUUUUUUUAAGUAAAUCAUAUCUUUUGUAUUAGGCCAUACCAAGUAAACAUCCAUUUCUUAGAGAGGCUCGAGUGUCACUUUGAAUUGGGGAAGAGAAGCAUCUUUGGAACAGUGGUUUGCAAAUAUUAGCGUUCUUCAGUCUCACCUGGAGUGCUUGUCAAUACAGAUGCCUGCGACCCACCCCCAGUUUCUAGGUCUAUAGACUGGGGUGCGGCCUGAGAACAAGUAUUUCUAACAACUUUCCAGGUAAUACUGCUGAUGAUUGUUAUGGGAUCACAUUUUGAGAACACUUAUUAGUUUAGACAUGGAAUCAUCAAACAGUAAAUCCUGAUUUAGUCAUUGAUCUCCAAACCUUAGCCAGCCAGUCUCCAAGCAAGCGAGUGGAAGCAGAUUCUCUACCUCUAAAACCCACCUAGGGGCUACGAGCAGAGCCACCUGGCUGCACCCUCACGAGACCUUAUAUAUUAAAUGCAGCUCCUCCUCCAUCUCAUUAAUCAUAGGAUGUUGACAAAAUCUAAAACAUCUUGCAAUGUCAAAGGGGAAUGAGAAAGGAAAAAACCUAGAAACAGAAAACAUAUUUUCCUGGUGUAAUAGCUCCUGAGUGGGAAUUUUUCUAUUCCCAGGAGUCAGUAACCAUCUUUAUCUCAGGCCACUCCUACUCCCUUCUCACUACAAGAGUGUUGCAAACUACUCUUGUAAACUUCAUGCCUUCAACACUUCCAAGACCCCAAACUGAGGGCAAAGAGUCAUUAAAUACUCCCAUAUCCUAAGGAGAGCCACUAACAAUUGAGCCAAGAAACUUUCCUCAGGACUGAACUGGCUCCAGUCUACCCAACUCUCACACUGUCCAGGUCAUACAGCAGGCCUGCGGGAGAGGGAAACCACGAGAAUCUGCAGCCACAUGAAGGCAGUGGCUCAUAGUGAGGCCCGUUUUGUCCCCUUGAUGGAGAGGAAGAAGAUGGGAAAGCCUUGAGAUCAUCUUUUGUAGGGUGCGGGGACACCUACAGCAAGGAUAUACAGUGCAGCCCUCGCUGGCUGGGUGCUGUGGCAUCUUAGAGCUGCCACUGGUGAGCAGAGUGCUGGAGGAGGUCCUAAGAGACAUGGAACUCCCCAUACCAGGGAGUUCUCCCUACAGAAGCAUGAGACCUGCUUAGAGAGUGCUGAGGGCAGGAUGCUUUCAAGGGUGGUCAGCACCAUUUCUAUAGUGAGAAGAGAAUGGUGAGGCAGGACUAGGAAGGAGAGAGACGCAGCCCUUUCUCCAUCUGAGUCCCAAGGCAUAGGGAAAGAAUGGAGAACGUUAGUGGUUCUCUCUGGCUGUGCAGGAAGAAGCACAAAGAAGAGGAAAGGCAGGCUCUCUGAGGCUAUCCUGAAUCUUAGAUACAAACUUAAAGAAAGCACAAAAAGGAGGCAGAGCUGCCUCUCUCACAGGAAGGACAGAGCAAGUAGGAGUAAAGCAAAACACCAACUCAAGAAAGCACAGGGACUAUCAAUAACAUAUACCAGACUUAGUAAGAACAAAUGCAGAAGUGACACCACAUCACUGACUGUUACAUCAAACAACUCCUGCCAUCUCUCCUAGUCUACCUCCUUGCUUCUGACACCAGAGAACCAGAGCCCACAGAUGGAGGGGAGGGAAGUGUCCUAGAAUGAGACAUACCCCACCUCACCACUUCCAAGAUGCUGGAGAGCUUGGAAACACAAAAGCAACCCUCGUCCCUUCCCUACCGCAGGCCUGGCUGACACUGGAGGUGGGGAAGGCGAUGAAAUGCAAAUUGGAUAUGAGAAUGGAGACUAAAACCAGACAACUUUUAUAAACAGAAACGGACCAGAAUACUAUAUAAUCUGUCCAAGACUUACAUCAGCAAGAACAACAUGGAAUUGGGCAGAACAUAGUGAAAGCUGUAUUAGUUUCCUGGGGAUGCCAUAACAUAGUACCACAAUCCAGGUGGCUGAAAACAAUGGAAAUUUAUUGUCUCACGGUGCUGGAGGCUAGAAAUUUGAAAUCAAUGUGUCAGCAGGCCAUGUUCCCCGGACACUCGUAGGAUAGAAUUCUUCCUUGCCAUUUCUGGCCUUUGGUGUUUGUCAGAAAUGUUGGCAUUCCUUGGCUCAUAGAAGCAGAGCUCCAGUCUCUGCCUCCCUCAUCACAUGGCUGUCUUCAUCAUCUUCCUCACAUGCAUGUCUGUCCGCCCAAAUUAGCAUUGUUUCAUGAGGAUAGCAGUCCUGUUGGAUUCGGCCCACUCUAAUGACCUCAUCUUAAUUACGCUACAUCUGCAAAGAUCCUGUUUCUAAAUAGGGUCACAUUCACAGGAACCAGCAGUUUACACUUCAACAUAUCCUUUUUUGCAGACAUAAUUCAACCCAUAGCACUGUGAUUAAAAAAAAAGAUGUUUUCUGUGUGCACCCCGUAAUAUAAUCAAAGACUUACACCAGCUAUUACGUUCAUAUUGCUUGAUUCAAAUCAGUCACGUUGCUUUAAAAUAUGUUAUUCUUUUACUUGUAGCAAUCUUUCCUUUUAAUGAUUAGUCUCUUUACCACUUUAGCUACCUUUGUAGCAAAAGAUUUUUUUGAGUGCACUAAUUCAUUCAAGUCUGCAUUAAGUUAAUUUGCAUACCACUUACCAGUUGAAAUUUUCACACUCUGAUAUUAAUAUUAAUACACCAGUUUAGUACAAUAAGUGUUAAGAGCUAGUGGUAAAAUUGUCUUCGUGAAGCAGAGAGCAAAACUGAAACGUAUUAUAAUACCUGGAAUUUGGACCUAGAAUCUCUACCACACUCUUAGAUUAAAUAAAUUCUAGAUCAAAAGUAAAAGCCUUAUCCUCUUAGGCUAUUAGAGAUGAAUACUAAGCAUGUAUGCUUGUAGCUUAAGUAACGGGAAAUUAGGUACUUUUUUAAAAUAUGGAUUUUAAUUUUUGUUGAUUUUGCAUGAUACUGACAAAAUAAAUGAGACCCCAGUUUAAAGAACUUUAUAAAUCUGCAUGUUAUAUAUCUCAGAGGUCCUGAAAGCAGAACUCUUAAAACUAUUAUUUUAAACUCCAGUCUUCUGGGGAGGAAACAUUCAAGCUCCACUAAUGAGUUCCUCUUUUUGACAGCCUUCGGUAAAUUUCAGAAUAUUUUACUGUUGUGGUUUUUUUUUUUUCUACAAAAGCCUGCAACUCACACAACCAACAUUCCUUAGUUUUAAAGAUUGAAUUCUCCUGUUGUUUUCAGAAGAGCACCAACAAGCUAAACCUAAUUCACAUCCCUUCCUAAAUUCCAGUUCUAAGUAACAAGAUUCUGACAGAUCAUGAUAUCUCUGGGUGUUGUUGGGCACCAAACCCCCCGAAGCUUGAUUAAUUGGAUUCUAAAAGGCUGCCUCUCUCUAAGGUCACCUUCAUUCUUUUGGAAUACAUUGUGUGGAAUCAAUGAGGCAUCAAGCGUCUAACCAAACAAAUGGCCUACAAAAUUAUAGUUGUAUCCAUUUUAUUUUAUGAGAGUGAGACAGGCCACUGCUACCCUAUUUGUCAUCUUGACAAGUUCUAACUACGCAACUUCAGUUCUACGUGUCAAAUGUCAGUUAGUAGAGGUGGGUGUCACCAGACAAGGGACUCCAAGGGACAGAUGGUGCAUUGAAAGUCGUGCUCACAAAGGUUUAUAUAGAAAGAUGUUCAUGACAACAUUAUUUAUAAUAGCAAAAAAUGACAGAGCCUAAAUGUCCAAUAAUAAAUUAGGGCCCUUCCAUAUCAUGAAACAGUACAAGACCACUGACAAGAAUCUUUUAAAAAAGAUUUUAAAGGACAUAAUAAAAAGUGAAAAACCAGGUUGCAAUAUUAUGUGUGAUUAUAGCUACAUAAAGUGUGUGUGUGUGAAUGCCUUUUGAAACCAUGAUUGGGAGAAAAAAUAUCUCUAGAACUUGGAUUUAUUUUUAUUUGUAUCAUUCCUAUUAUUCUAAAUUUUCUAGAUUUUUUACAAUCAUCAUGCAUUAUUUUUUUUUGUAAUUGGGCAUGAAAAGUCACUCUAAAAAAUUUCUCUUCUACUUAGAUGAAAAGGACAGAUUGUUAAUUCUGCUUCUAUAGACAAUGGCAAAUCGGCUUUGGAGUUCAAGCCAGCAGCCCUUGCCUGCCUGCGACAGGUAGUACCGUGUUUCUCCGAAAAUAAGACCUAACCAGAAAAUAAGCCCUAGCAUGAUUUUUCAGGAUGCCAGCCCCUGAACAUAAGCCGUAAUGCAUCUUUUGGAGCAAACCUUAAUACAAGACCGGGUUUUAUUUUCGGGGAAACACGGUAGCUUUCAGCCAGACUUGUGAGCCUCACAUACAUCCUUCAUUCACUCACAAGGAUUUUCUGAAUACCUGCUAAGUCACAGGAGUUAAGUCUAUAAUUAUGCAGAGAUUUGAGAGGUGUUUAUAGUCUACUGGGAAGAUUUUAAAGGUAAAAUACCAGUACUACACAAAAUACAAAGCAGUGAGUUACUGUUUAAAAAUUAAUGGUACAGAUGUUAAUUAAUUAACAUCUUCCAGAAAUUAAAAAAAAAAGAACUGGAUGUUUAAUAAAAUACAAUCAAGUCUAAAUUCUUAAAAUUUGAUAACAGUUUAAGACACAGAGUAGCUGUUUAAACUUGGACAAACCUGUCUGAGAGUCAAUUUCUUCAUAUGAAAAUGAGGACAAUACCAGCCAAUUCAUUCUAUUUGUUCCAAGAAUUGGCUGGAAUAUGUAUAUAUAUGUCCUAUAUAUAAUAUUCUAUAACAACCCCAGUUGAAACUACUAUUAUCUCUCACUUGGAUUAGAGCUAUAUAGCUUCUUAAAUGGUCUCUUUGAUUCUGCUUUUUUCAAAUGAAAAUUUGGAUUAUUUUUACUUUCUUACUUAAAACUAUAACUUAGAAAAAAAUUAAAACUUUUUACUAUGGCCUAGAAGGCCCUGCAUGAUCAGCCCUUGCCUAUAUCUAUCUAUCUAUCUAUCUAUCUAUCUAUCUAUCUAUCUAUCUAUCUAUCACAACUACUAAGAGCUUAGAACAAAAUGCACAUUCAACUAUUGAGGUAUUAUUAUUAACACCAAUGGAGAAGAAUAGCUGGACUUCAUCCUUUAUUUCCAGCAAACAAGAUACUUUCUCUAUUGCCAACCUUGCCAUUGAAGCCUGACUUACAAAGGCACACAUGAGCUUAUUUAGAGUGUUCCGAGGUAAGAAUGGCUGGAGAACUCAGACUCCUUAUCUACCUAAGCUGAUGAAAGGUGCUUCUCCCCUGUGCUCU
Messenger RNA from Rhinolophus ferrumequinum (greater horseshoe bat), 8490 nucleotides. RefSeq names its product complement C6 (gene C6). Gene Ontology annotation, molecular function: protein binding. The record is from RefSeq and is a predicted model, not a curated record. Lineage: Eukaryota; Metazoa; Chordata; Mammalia; Chiroptera; Rhinolophidae. The coding region runs from base 111 to 2915 and encodes 934 amino acids. The transcript has 19 exons. Gene Ontology annotation, biological process: immune response. Gene Ontology annotation, cellular component: membrane attack complex.